This is a messenger RNA of Diceros bicornis minor, 2060 nucleotides long. It is a transcript of the gene SPRTN, whose product is annotated as SprT-like N-terminal domain. Lineage: Eukaryota; Metazoa; Chordata; Mammalia; Perissodactyla; Rhinocerotidae. The transcript has 5 exons. The coding region runs from base 286 to 1752 and encodes 488 amino acids. Gene Ontology annotation, biological process: DNA repair. Gene Ontology annotation, cellular component: nucleus. The record is from RefSeq and is a predicted model, not a curated record. Gene Ontology annotation, molecular function: polyubiquitin modification-dependent protein binding; metalloendopeptidase activity; single-stranded DNA binding.
ACCGGCGAAGCGUAAAGGCGAUAACCAGCUUAGUGAAACCUUCCUCUCGCCCAAGCCCUGGGAAUCCCAGUUUCGAGCCCACUAGGAGGUGUCACGCUGACUUCUUUUUUUUAAGCCCCAGAAUCCUGGUGUCGGCCUUGGGGGCAAGCUGAGUUCUCGUUCUCGCGCCAGUUUUCCUGAGUUCUCGCGACAUCGGCGGGCUGACCCGAGAGCCGGUAUCUCCCAGGAGCUCCACCCGGCCCUUGGGUUUCUGAGCCGGCGGACCUCGCUGGGAUCCUGGCAGCGAUGGAUGAGGACCUGGUUUUGGCACUACGGCUUCAGGAGGAGUGGAACUUGGAGGUCUCGGAGUGCGAUCAAGCCCAGGAGCCCUUGUCACUGGUGGACGCGUCCUGGGAGUUGGUGGACCCCACCCCGGAUUUGCAGGCCCUGUUUGUGCAGUUCAACGACCGGUUCUUCUGGGGCCAACUGGAGGCCGUCGAGGUGAAGUGGAGCAUGCGAAUGACCCUGUGUGCUGGGAUAUGCAGCUAUGAAGGGAGGGGUGGAAUGUGUUCCAUCCGUCUCAGUGAACCCCUUUUAAAGUUGAGACCGAGGAAGGAUCUUGUAGAGACCCUCUUGCAUGAAAUGAUACAUGCCUAUUUAUUUGUCACUAAUAAUGAUAAAGACAGGGAAGGGCAUGGUCCAGAGUUUUGUAAACAUAUGCAUCGAAUCAAUCGCCUGACUGGGGCCAAUAUAACGGUGUACCAUACUUUCCAUGAUGAGGUGGAUGAGUACCGGCGACACUGGUGGCGCUGCAAUGGGCCAUGUCAAUACAAAAAGCCCUACUAUGGCUAUGUCAAACGUGCUACCAACAGGGCACCCUCUGCUCAUGACUAUUGGUGGGCUGAGCACCAGAAAACCUGUGGAGGCACUUACAUAAAAAUCAAGGAACCAGAGAACUACUCAAAAAAAGGCAAAGGAAAGACAACACUAGGAAAGCAGCCUGUGUCAGCAGCAGAGAAUAAAGAUAAACCCAGCAGAGGUGAGACACAGCUGUUAAUUCCUUUUAGUGGAAAAGGAUAUGUUCUAGGAGAAGCAAGCAAUUCACCGUCAUCUGGGAAAUUUAUCACUUUACAUGCUACUAAUAAAACACAAGAUGUUUUAAGUCAAGACCAUUCAGCAGAUGCUCUAAGACCUAAUUCUAAUAUUGAGGUGAAAUUUGAACAGAAUGGUUCAAGUAAAAAAACUUCUAUAGUCUCCCCUGUUCUUAAUACCAGUCACCAAAAUGUUUUAAGCAGCUACUUUCCUAGAGUAGCAGUUGCCAACCAAAAGGCUUUCAGAAGUGUGAAUGAAUCUCCAACGAAAAGCGUCACAGUUGGUGACAUUGCUAAAAAUUCAGUCUCUUCUAGUUCUCAAAGAAGGGUUACAUCUUCUAAGAUAUCCCUAAGAAAUUCUUUAAAAGCAAUGGAGUCAACAUCUGUGACUCCAUCCCAGGAUGCAAGUGGGCCUGAAGAUAAAUUCCCAAGUAAACGACCCAGGCUAGAAGACAAGACUGUUUUUGACAAGUUUUUUAUUAAGAAAGAGCAAAUACAGAGUGGUGGUAACCAUCCAGAGCAUAGUUCACAUCCUACAAUGGCAGCUCAGAAUUCCAGCAGUUCAUCCAGUCAGAGCAAAACGGUUAAUUGUCCUGUUUGUCACAAUGAAGUUUUGGAGUCUGAAAUUAAUGAGCACUUGGACUGGUGCCUUGAAGGUGACAGCACCAAAGUCAAAAGCUGAAAAAAAUCUUUGAAAAACGAAUGGGUUUCACAUACCACUCUAUUACCUCACUAACAUAGUGUCAGCCACUCAGGAAGUUCUGGUUAAUAGUAAGAUUUGUAGGUUAUAAUCUAGUUCAUGCAACCAAUACAAAAUAUUCUAUUUUAUAAAUACACAUAUGAGAUUGUAAUUAAAAAUAUUUUAUGUCUAAAGGUGCUAUAUUCACUCUUGCCUUGCAUAUAUACUGUAGUCCAGAGUUUGUUCUGCAUGUUUACAUGUAUAAUUUUUAGAUUUUGUUCCUUUUUGCUCUUAAACAUAUUUAAAUUUGU